Molecule: messenger RNA, 4239 nt
Organism: Armigeres subalbatus
Lineage: Eukaryota; Metazoa; Arthropoda; Insecta; Diptera; Culicidae
Gene: trc
Product: serine/threonine-protein kinase tricornered
Exons: 5
Coding region: 1081-2463 (460 amino acids)
Biological process (GO): intracellular signal transduction; peptidyl-serine phosphorylation
Molecular function (GO): ATP binding; protein serine/threonine kinase activity
Source: RefSeq, a predicted model, not a curated record
CACCAACAUCAUCAUCGUUUCGAUCGUCCAGCCAUCAGCAGAAGUGAAAAGAAAAAGUUUGUGUGCCGUCGUCGUAAAUUUUUCCUCUCGAAUCGAAAACAUCAGCAUACAGAAGAAGAGUUUCAAUUCCUUCCUUGUCUUGUCGGUUGUCGUCGUCGUCGUCGCGGUCGAUGGUCGUUUCGAAAUCGGUAGCAAGAAAAAGGCAGCGAUCCCGUUAGAAGUGCGGAGUGAAGUGAAAAAGUGCAAAUUGCAUCAGCAGGAGGAGCGCCAGCGGUUCUAAAUCGGUGGCCCCGAGCCAUACCACAUCAGAAACGAAAUCAGACUGUUGCCCAACCAUCAGCAUCAGCGCAAACAACGAGGAGGAAGUGAAAAAUUUUCGAAGGGAAACAAUGUUUGUUGCUCUCGCGGGGUCAUACGAAAUUUGAUUAUACAAUUUUACAGCACAGGAGCAGGAAGAGGUCAAGGAGUUCUCGGGGAAGUGUGAAUUUUCCGCGAGGUUGUUUGUGGCGUGAUAUCGAAACUGGAGCGCGAGACUCGGAAGAAAGUUGCGAGUUGUGCAAUAAUCGUGCUUUGGGAAAAUUGUUACGCAGAUUCGUCAUUGGCGAGCAGGAAAGUGGGUGGACGGACAGUUCCUGGGUUUGUGUGCGUGCGUGCGUAAAAGUGCGUAUAGGUGGUUCUUCGGGAAGAAACGGGAAAGUUAUGAAAAAUAGCACACGUCGAUCAUUUGACCAUCCGCAGGGGCAUAAAGUUCGAAUGAAUCAAUCGCCGCAGUGAGUAAAGACGGCAUACGGACGGAGGCAGAGAAACGGGGACAGAGAAUCGAUUUCGUCACUGGUGAAAUCACAGUGCACCAGUUUACUUUACGGCCCUGGCAAUUGGAGCAGCAUAGACGACGGUGGUGGCAGUAAUUCUAUUGCAGAGCCUAAAUAGAUCACCAUCAUCGUCAGCGGAGUGCCAGGCGAACCAACAGACCAGAAGGAGAAAACAUCUAAAGCAAAUAACACGGAAACGUACACACAAAGUUCUAUUCGUCAUUUGCUCACCCGGAGCAACUAAUCCAGCAAGCUGCAGCCACAAACGAUGAACAUGACCGCGACGGACAAUACGAUCCGCUUCAGCGACCACACACUGGACAAAGCGACCAAGGCCAAAGUGACACUGGAGAACUACUACAGCAACUUGAUCACGCAGCAUGGCGAGCGGAAACAGCGGCAAGCCAAGCUGGAGGCCUCCCUCAAGGACGAAGCCCUGUCGGAAUCACAGCGCCAGGAAAAGCGAAUGCAGCACGCCCAGAAGGAAACGGAAUUCCUGCGGCUCAAGCGGUCCCGCCUGGGGGUCGAAGAUUUUGAAGCACUGAAGGUGAUAGGACGAGGGGCGUUCGGUGAGGUGCGGUUAGUGCAGAAGAAGGACACCGGUCAUGUGUACGCCAUGAAGGUGCUGAGGAAAGCGGACAUGCUGGAGAAGGAACAGGUGGCGCAUGUGCGGGCGGAGCGGGAUGUCCUAGUCGAAGCCGAUCAUCAGUGGGUGGUCAAGAUGUAUUAUAGUUUUCAGGAUUCGGUCAAUCUAUACUUGAUUAUGGAGUUUCUACCAGGUGGGGACAUGAUGACGUUGCUGAUGAAGAAGGAUACAUUGUCGGAAGAAUGUACACAGUUCUAUAUCGCCGAAACGGCACUUGCGAUCGAUUCUAUCCACCGGCUUGGAUUCAUUCAUCGUGAUAUCAAACCCGACAACUUGCUGCUGGAUGCCCGCGGUCAUUUGAAGCUUUCCGAUUUUGGACUGUGCACCGGUUUGAAGAAAUCUCACCGCACCGAUUUCUAUCGGGAUCUGUCGCAGGCCAAACCGUCCGACUUUAUCGGCACGUGUGCGAGCCCGAUGGAUUCGAAAAGGCGGGCGGAAAGCUGGAAACGGAAUCGACGGGCACUGGCCUACAGUACGGUGGGAACACCCGAUUACAUCGCUCCGGAAGUGUUCCUGCAGACGGGUUACGGACCGGCCUGCGAUUGGUGGUCGCUGGGGGUCAUCAUGUACGAAAUGUUGAUGGGCUAUCCGCCGUUCUGUUCGGACAAUCCGCAGGACACCUACCGGAAGGUCAUGAACUGGCGAGAGACCCUCAUCUUCCCACCGGAGACUCCGAUUUCCGAGGAAGCGCGGGAUACGAUUGUUAAAUUUUGCUGUGAGGCUGAGAGGAGAUUGGGUUCGCAACGUGGCAUCGAGGAUUUAAAGCUGGUUUCCUUCUUCCGAGGUGUCGAUUGGGAACACAUACGCGAACGACCCGCCGCCAUUCCGGUUGAAGUGCGCUCGAUAGACGAUACGUCCAACUUCGACGAUUUCCCCGACGUGGCGCUGGAAAUACCCGCCCAUCCCACACCAGAGGGUGAGGUCCUCAAGGAUUGGGUGUUCAUCAACUACACCUUCCGACGGUUCGAGAGUCUCACGCAGCGUGGCACCCCGACGAAAAAGUAGAUCCUUCCCUAACAAAACCCCGAUCUCUGUACUGUGCGUGUCUUCUCAGCUUCCGCCGGCAACUAUAUCCAUAUGUGUUUGCUGAUUGUACUAAUCUCUUCGCACCCCCGUUUGACUCUAAUCUCUAGCACUAGGCACCGGGCGCUCGCGUAGCGGCUCCGAUGCGUUAGGAGGUAAAGUGGAUAAUUACGAAGUACAGCAGAAGAUCGACCACCACUUUAGAUUUAGAUAGUGUUCGUUGAAACCUGGACCCAUGCGGGGCGUAUCGCCGAGAACAAACAAAAAAUGACUCAAUUAACGCAAAGAAGAUAAGACGAUAGCAACCCAUUAUUAACAAUAUCCUCUAUAUAAAGUACACAAGAGAAUUUAAAGUAAUUUAACGUAAAACAAAACACUAUAAGCUGAACAAAUCGUGAAGAAAAAAUCAAAGAGUAUCGAUAGCGGAACGUUAGUUUAGAUUAGGAUUCUCCGUUCAGUUUACCUCCCAUUGGUUCUAUUCUGUUCCUGCGAUGUUGUGUCCCUUGCGAAGUUUCCGUUUGCGUGCAUGAUCCAAGCCGCAAAUUACUAUUAUUUCCAUGAUAGAGGUACCCCUAGUUUUCAGCUUUCACAGCCAAGUAGACUUACAAACACACCGUAAAUGUAGUGUAAUAAAGGAUAGAUACAGCUAACGAACCGAACAUUAACGAACCUACAAACCAGAGAGAACGCUUGCUUUUAGUAGAUUUAAAAAAAUAUCAGUGUCGUAAGCGAAAAGUUUCGAUAUCAUUAUGUUAGUUUGACAAUCAGUUGUUUGUUCAUUGUGGGUGGAAAACGUUAACGAGUAUUUCAAUAUAGAGAAAAGAGAUCUCCAUAACUAGCGUUUUCGAGGCAAGGAAUGACAGGCAACUGAAAGUCAACCAACAUUAUGCCAAUCCUCAAGUCGCCCAAGAAAAGUAAUGCAACUUGUCCCAAUAACAACAACAACAAAACCCGCAAUACCGUAAAUUCCGUUCGGAGGCAAAAACUCACUUAUAAGCACCUGUACAUGAUUAUUUAACUAGCGUUUAGUGUCAAUGUGCAACAUCUACGCAACGUGUAAACGUCCUUAUAGAGAUGCGUGAUUCGUAUAGAACACCUAUACACAACUAUGAAAAUGGAAUGUAGAAAAUAUCUUCAUGACGUAUCGGUUAAUAGAAAGCAAGGGAGGAAACGCGAAUCGUGGGGAGCAUUUCUGUGAGUAGACAGCAGCCUGCAGAAAUUGAUUUAUUCGAAUGAGAGAAAAAAAGCUAUAAUAGUAUUAGUAGUUUUUAUAAUUAUAAUUAUUAUUUUUAGAUCGCAAUCAUGCUUUUACCUUUAAGUUUGAAUGUUUUUAUAGUAGCGAAAGAGAAGAGUAUAAAUGCACUUAUUUCGACUUAGGCAAGGGACCUAUAAUGCUGCAAGUGAUAGAUUUGUGUUUUAUUAAGUUGUGUAAAUAAUCAAGCUACAAAAUGAAGAAAAGGUGGAGAUCGGGCCAACGAUUCUCGUGUUCUUAGAAAUUUCGUUGAAAUAAAAUUAAAAAAUAUAUAUCUAGAUAUCUUUCUUUCAAAGGUUUUGCUUGAAGCAACGGUAUUUUAAAAAUUGUUCUCGUUUUGGUUCUAUUCUAUUGAAAAUUUUAUUUAUACGAUCGUUUUUUUUCUUUACCUAUUCCUAAAUUUGCAUUUUAUAUUCGUAAAUUAUCUUUCGUCGCAGUCCUUUGAUAACCUUUUUUGAAGUUGCUUCUUUAACUAAAUUUAAGGACUAGGAACGUGUUCCGCUGAA